Messenger RNA from Candida dubliniensis CD36, 2421 nucleotides. RefSeq names its product origin recognition complex subunit 1 (gene ORC1). The coding region runs from base 1 to 2421 and encodes 806 amino acids. The record is from RefSeq and is a predicted model, not a curated record. Gene Ontology annotation, molecular function: DNA replication origin binding; ATP hydrolysis activity; chromatin binding. The transcript has a single exon. NCBI's taxonomy places the organism in Eukaryota, Fungi, Ascomycota, Pichiomycetes, Serinales, Debaryomycetaceae. Gene Ontology annotation, biological process: DNA replication initiation; mitotic DNA replication checkpoint signaling. Gene Ontology annotation, cellular component: nuclear origin of replication recognition complex.
AUGAAUAAACUUCCCAAAGGGUGGAAUUUUACCAUUGUUGAUAACGAUGUCGAGCUGAACGACUCAGAAAACAUACAAGGAAAAAGACCUAGAAGGUCAAGAAAUACUACGCAGACGAGUGAAGGAGGUACUCCAACUAUCCAAAACAAUAUAGUUUUAACAAGGACAGACGACAAUGAGGAAUUUAAGGUGGGCGAUACCAUUGAGAUAACCCAAGGAAAAAGACCAGAAGAUUCAACAACUGAUUAUGGUCUUAUAACAGAUAUAAAGUUUGGAAUUAGUGAGUUUAUUCAAGUUAUAGUUGCGUGGUUUAUCAGAUCAUCAGAAAUAGAAGGUAUGCCCGACAAAUUCUUUACAGACAACGAAUUGUUGUUGACUCCGUUUAGAAGUGAAGUAAAAUUUGUUGAUUUUAUUAGACACAUCAAUGUUCUAUCCGAGAGCCAAUUUGCCGAUGUUGUAAUAGACGAGUCUAACUCCCACACGACGUUUCUAGUAAAGCGUGCUACAGAUAAUGAAGGAAACUUUAGUAGCACUUUUGAUUAUAAGGAGUUUAGUUCUAAAGUGCUCGAGAACCCCAAGAAAUGCACCACGCAAGUCAAAGAAUUGAUAUUUACCACUGUCGAAGAAGUGGUUUCAAAGAAUUCUAGCAACAAAAAAGGUGAACGGCAAGAAAAUAAGGUAUCAGAAAUAGAUCGCACAACUAGAUCCAGUAAAGGUAAGGAAAAUCUAUCUGCAAAGGCUUCAAAACCGGAAAAUAAACAGAACAUGAGAAUAAUUGACCAUCACGACAAUUUGUCUAAUAAAUACGAAGAAGAACUGGAGGAGAGUGAUUAUCAGGAGGCUGAAGAUGCAAAUUCUGCAUCGGAGUCUGAGGAAGAAAACAUUUCACAAGACCUGGAAGACCUGGAAGUGGAAUAUUCAAAAAAAAAGAAGUUGAAAACUAAGAAGCUGAUGCGUAGAUCAAAGGUGGCAAUGACUCCUUCACCCAAACGAAAGAUACAGAAAAAGGACAUUGCAGAAAUUUACUCUGUUGUUACACCCACUAAAAGAAUGAAAUUGGGGAAAGAUGACCGAGACUCGUUGCCCGUAUUUUUGUCACCAACUAAAAGUGUUUCUAAUGCAUUCACCGAUCCCAAAUCGGUUGCUUUCAAAGAAAUGAAGAAGAGGUUACAUACGUCACAGAAGUUGAAUGCUCUACCUGGUAGAGAGGAUGAAUUUGCCAUGAUCUAUAUGAAUUUAGAGUCAGCGGUAAACGAACAAACAGGUUGUUGUGUGUAUGUAAGUGGAGUACCUGGUAUGGGGAAGACGGCAACAAUCAAGGAUGUUGUUGAACAAAUGACACUUUCGAGCGAAAAAGGUGAAAUGAAACAAUUUGAUUAUUUAGAAUUGAAUGGAUUGAAGUUAUUGAGCCCGACCGUCACGUACGAAGUCCUUUGGUAUCAUAUAAGUGGAGACAAGGUCAGUGCCUCAAACGCAGCAUUAUUGUUAGAGGAAUAUUUCAAACGAGAAGACCACAAAAGGAAACCAUUGGUAAUACUUAUGGAUGAGCUCGACCAGAUUGCUACUAAAAAGCAAAAUGUUAUGUACAAUUUCUUUAAUUGGCCGACAUAUUCCACAUCCAAAUUAAUUGUAAUAGCUGUUGCUAAUACUAUGGACUUGCCAGAGCGAAUGCUAUCAAACAAAAUAUCCUCAAGAUUGGGAUUAAGAAGAAUUCAGUUUAGAGGAUAUACGUUUCAGCAAUUGGGCGAUAUCAUAACACAUAGACUAGAAAUGAUCACUAAAAACAAUAGAAGAAAAGUUGUUAUUACGCCUGAUGCAAUUGGGUUUGCCUCUCGAAAAGUUGCUAGUGUGAGUGGUGAUGCUCGUAGAGCGUUGACUAUAUGCCGACGGGCAGUGGAGAUAGCUGAAAAAGAAUACUUGGAGAAUAAAAAGGACAAAGACGAUAAUGAACCUUACCAAGUAUUGAUUUCGCACAUAUCUGCUGCCAUAAAUGAAACGGUCAAUUCACCACUAAGCAAAUACCUUUCAUCGCUACCAUUUGCAUCUAAGUUAGUGUUGGCAUCAUUAUUAAGAAGAUCGAGAAGAACAGGUCUUGCUGAAAACAGCCUAGGCGAUAUAAUAGAUGAAAUGAAAAACUCAUUUGCCAUGGCCACACAUUCAAAAGACCAAGAAAAUGACGAGUUGAAUAUGUUAGAUGUUUUGUACACCGAUAAAACAUUUACUACUGUUAACGAAACUACACCUAUUUUGAAUUUAAGAAUUCACUUUUUCAAACAAAUAGUUACGUCUUUGGUUGAAGCAGGAAUUAUAAUACAGCAAAAUUUGCCAGGUGAAAGAUCAAGACUUGUUCAGCUCAACGUGCCUGAGGAAGAGGUUGUGUCAGUCUUCAAGAAAGAUAAUGCUAUAUCUCAAUUUUUAUAG